GCAAAACUCCAGCUACUGUAGACGAAAGUCUAUUGAAAAUGUGGAGACAGUUCAGCUUUAUGUGGAUGGUUCUGAUUGGAAUCCAUGUAGCAAAAGUCAACUCGUGUGAAGAAGAUGAACUAGAAUGCGAAAGAUCAGAACAAUGCUACCCAAAGGGUUAUAAAUGUGAUGGGCAUGCAGACUGUUGGGAUGGAACUGAUGAAUGUGGAUGUGACGGAUAUGUUUGUCCAGAUAACCGACUGAAAUGCCCAGAUGAUGUUUGUGGAACGGAAGAUGGUAAAUUGUGUGAUGGUCAUAGGGAUUGUCCACGCAACAAAGACGAAGAAGAUUGCGAUGCAUGUGUUGACGAUGCUUUUCUCUGCGCAGAGGAAAAAAAAUGUAUCCCUGGUGAUUGGCAUUGCGAUGGAUAUAAUGAUUGCAAUGGAGAGGAUGAAAAGGACUGUACGGAAUGUAACGGUGGUGCAUUUAUGUGUACAGCAGAUAGUAAAUGUGUUAGGUCGAGCUGGGUAUGCGACUCAUAUCCGGACUGCAGUGACGGCAUGGAUGACAUCGGAUGUCCGGAUGAUGGGUGUGGUAAUGAUGAAUUUGCAUGUUUCCUUCCUCCUCCAAGUUACCCGGAUUGUGUUUCCAAGGACAAAAUAAACGAUGGCACUAAUGAUUGUGGAGACUGCUCUGAUGAGGCGUAUGAUGAAUCUUGUGUGCCUGGGGGACCACCAGGACCACCAGGACCACCAGGACCACCAGGACCACCGACACCACCUGGAGAACGAAGUUUACUAAAAGCUGGCCGCCGUGGACAAAGAAAGAAGAACGACGAAGAUAGAGUGAACACCAUAGCCCGCGGCCAUAAAAAUAUUGAUGCACAUAGGCAAAUUCUGAGAAGAGGAAAAUCUCAUUUGAAGGACAACUUGCGAGAAUAUCUAUUACGCAGUAAGACUGAUGAUAGACUAGCUAACCGAAUACUUGGCCGUAGAGACAGAGAAGAAAGAAGAAGGGACAAGAAGUGAAAAUGACUAUCUUAUCUAGACUUUAAUUGCAUUUCUUCACAUACUGGUCUUUUUUCAUUUUUUAUGUAUUUUUAUUAUAACAUUAUUGCAUAGAUUAGGGCAAUAUUGUGUAUAGUUUAUUUAGGAUCACAUGUCGCUAAACAUUAGAAAAACCCGCUCCUUGAACUUUGAUCACAGAAAAUGUUCCUGUGUUCUAAAUCUCAGAUUCAUUACUUCCUACGCAUCACUGUAAUGUGUAUAACAUAUUCAACUUUUAGCAAUAAAUUACAUGCAGCAAAUA
Molecule: messenger RNA, 1287 nt
Organism: Mytilus californianus (California mussel)
Lineage: Eukaryota; Metazoa; Mollusca; Bivalvia; Mytilida; Mytilidae
Product: sortilin-related receptor-like
Exons: 8
Coding region: 39-1007 (322 amino acids)
Molecular function (GO): protein binding
Source: RefSeq, a predicted model, not a curated record